AUGGCUGAAAGCUCUUUCUCCAGCGCUAGCCCCCAGCUCAAGGUGGGCACAAAAGAUGAUAAAACUUCAGCAUUUCGAAAGAUCUCAGAGGAUGAGGAGUGGGAGGUGACGUCACCAACUGACCCGACCUUUCAAACUGCAAAUUCGGCGGCAGGUUUGUCGUCCGCUGGAAACAACCUCUUUGGAGGCAACGUAUUUAAUGAACAACAAGGCGGGGGAAUACGUUUUCGCAGGAGUCCUUUUGCCGACCCUUCUGGGGAUGGAGAAGACCAUGACGACUUUGACGAACACCCUGAAGGACCUCGCCCGACAGGUGCCUUGAAUGAGGGAUUCCCGAAUAACUACGCAUUGGGUCGUCGGACAUCUGUGUCUGCUGAGUCUUUGAACCCCACCUCGGCCGGUUCAGAUAGCUGGGUGCCCCCGCACCACCCAAAGACCGAAGAACAGGUCUCCCGGUUGAAGACCGCCGUCAGCGGCAACUUCCUGUUUUCUCACCUUGAUGAUGACCAGUUCAAGACUGUGGUCGAUGCCCUGGUCGAAAAGCCCAUUCCUGCCAAGGGAAUUAAAGUGAUCUCACAGGGCGAUGCAGGUGAUUACUUCUACAUCGUGGAAGAUGGUCACUUCGACGUCUACAUUCACCCAUCAGGCUCAGUACAAUCGGGUUCCGAUGGAAUGGGGUCUAAGGCGGGUACAAUUGGACCCGGAGGUUCGUUCGGAGAACUGGCUCUCAUGUACAACGCACCUCGAGCUGCGACAAUUGUGUCCACCGACUCGAAGAGUACCCUGUGGGCUUUGGACCGUAUCACAUUCCGAAGGAUUCUCAUGGACUCCGCAUUCCAGCGACGUCGCAUGUAUGAGGCCUUCCUGGAAGAGGUUCCGCUCCUCUCCAGCCUAAAGCCUUAUGAACGUUCCAAGAUUGCCGAUGCUCUAGACGCGAUUAAGUUUCCAGCUGGCUCUAGUAUCAUCAAGGAAGGUGAUCCAGGCGACGCUUUUUACCUUCUCGAGUCAGGUGAGGCAGAGGCAUUCAAGGAAGGCGUGGAUAGACCGGUGAAGUCCUAUCAACGGGGCGAUUACUUUGGAGAGCUUGCUCUUCUGGACGACCAACCCCGAGCCGCCAGCAUAGUUGCUAAGACUGAUGUCAAGGUGGCGAAGCUCGGCCGGGAUGGAUUUAAACGGUUAUUAGGGCCUGUGGAGGAUAUCAUGAGAAGAGCUGAGUAUGAACAAAUUCAACCGAAGCCUGCAGCUUCGUAG
Molecule: messenger RNA, 1251 nt
Organism: Aspergillus oryzae RIB40
Lineage: Eukaryota; Fungi; Ascomycota; Eurotiomycetes; Eurotiales; Aspergillaceae
Product: cyclic nucleotide-binding domain-containing protein
Exons: 1
Coding region: 1-1251 (416 amino acids)
Biological process (GO): regulation of protein phosphorylation
Cellular component (GO): nucleus; cAMP-dependent protein kinase complex
Molecular function (GO): cAMP-dependent protein kinase regulator activity
Source: RefSeq, a predicted model, not a curated record